AUGCGGCGGGGAAACUGGAGAGCACUCUCGCCCCCCUCUGAAGCGCCUAUGACUCAAGGGAGCUGAAGAGGCUCCAUCAGUCCCCUCCAUCAGGCCCCUCCCUCUGCACAGCUUCCCCCAGAGUGCCAGGAAGAGCUGCCGAACCACGCGUCUCCACAAGAAGAAAAACAGAGAGGGAGAGAGCAGGAAGGGAGGGAGAAGAAGAGAGAGAGAGAGAGCAAGAAAGCCACAGCAGCACUAAGCUGGCCCACUCAACUCUGGUGCUAGUGUUGCUCCCGUGAUGUCACGAGCAUGUGACCCAGCCUCUCCUGUGACAGCAUUUUGAAGGGAAGAAAAAAAAAGACAUUUUUAAAGCUUGUGCCUUUUUGGGUUUUGUGUGAAGGCUCCACUCACCUCCCGAGCAACCACAGAACCACAGAAGUUCAGCUUAAGGCUUUUCGCACGGGGUGCUCCAGGCGGCGCAUAAAUGGUUAAUUGUCCCGGGUCAGCCUCGGGCUUAAGGACCUCAGCAGCCAGCAGUAAGUACGCUUCAACCGCACUCUUCAAAUGCAGCAAGCUUGGCUCCAUCCUCUCCCAGUGAGGGUGACAUUUUUUUUUUUUUUUUUUGCUGUAGCCAGACCUGGUCAUUACUUGUGGUCAUGAAAAUAGUUGAUACGAAAGCACAAUUCUUGUGGAUGUUUUUCUUUUUUUUUCUCCUCCCGCAUUUUCUCCUGGCAUGAUGCGCGCUCCCUAAGUUGAGGACACAUCAAAGGUCAUCGAAACCAUAGAGAAACAAAAUUUGUCCGCGGAGUGACCGUUAGUGGUGGCAAUGGCAUCCAACAGCCUCUUCAGCUCGGUGACACCUUGCCAGCAAAACUUCUUCUGGGAUCCCAGCGCCAGCCGGAGGUUCAGCCCCCCGUCCAGCAGUCUGCAGCCGGUGCCGGUGAAGAUGAACGAGGGGACCCCGGUCGCGGGGAAGCAGGACGCGUCGGGACCGAGGCUCCGUCCCGCGGACAACCGCUCCAUGGCGGAGAUCAUCGCCGACCACCCGGCCGAGCUGGUCCGCACUGACAGCCCCAACUUCCUCUGCUCCGUGCUGCCCUCCCACUGGAGGUGCAACAAAACCUUACCCGUCGCCUUUAAGGUAGUCGCUCUGGGAGAGGUUCCUGAUGGUACAGUGGUCACAGUGAUGGCUGGAAAUGAUGAAAAUUACUCAGCUGAGCUGCGGAAUGCCUCAGGUGUAAUGAAGAACCAGGUAGCCCGCUUCAAUGACCUGCGCUUUGUGGGCCGUAGUGGAAGAGGAAAGAGCUUCACCCUGACGAUUACAGUGUUCACAAAUCCACCGCAAGUGGCCACUUACCACAGAGCCAUUAAGGUGACCGUGGACGGACCGCGCGAGCCAAGGAGGCACCGGCCGAAGUUGGACGACUCUCCUAAGCCGGGCCUGUUCUCCGACCGCCUGAGCGAGAUCGAGCGUCUCCGGCAGACCACCAUGAGGGUCGCUGUGCCAACACAAACCCCACGACCUUCCCUCAACACCCCCAACUCCUUCUCUCCUCAGGGCCAGAGCCAGAUUUCAGACCCCCGCCAGUCGCAGUCCUCCCCUCCAUGGUUUAAUGAGCAAGCGUACCCAUCGUAUCUGAGCCCCAUGGCGUCCCCCUCAGUGCACUCCACCGCCCCUCUGUCCUCCAGCCGUGCCACUGGCCUGCCUUCCAUCAGCGAUGUGCCCCGCCGCCUCCCAGGUUCUACAGACCUGAGCCCUUUCCCUGGGCAGUUUGAGCGCCAGUUCCCCGGUUUCUCCUCCCUCACUGAGAGCCGCUUCUCUAGUCCGCGGAUGCACUACCCGGCUACUUUCACCUACACGCCCACCCCGGUCACCACAGGCAUGUCCCUGGGUAGUGCCCACUACCACACCUACCUGCCCCCACCCUACCCAGGCUCCACUCAGAGCCAGAGUGGACCCUUCCAGAGCAGCAGCACUCCUUAUCUCUACUACGGCGCCUCCUCUGGCUCCUACCAGUUCUCUAUGGUCCCGGGAGGAGAUCGCUCGCCAUCCAGGAUGCUCCCCACCUGCACUAGCGCCUCCACAGGGACCACCUUGGUCAACCCCAGUCUCCCCGUCCAAGCGGAUGGUGGGGGAGGCGUGGAGGAUGACGGCAGCCAUAGCAACUCCCCCACUGUGCUAAAUGCAGGGGGGAGGAUGGACGAAGGCGUUUGGCGGCCUUACUGACCGAGAACUGAACUGUAUUAGUGCGACGUGGGGAGCAGGAGCUAAAGGAUCCUGUGCGUCUCUCACAGGAGAACUCCAAACCAAAGACAUGGUUUUAAAGCACAAACCUUACCAGGAUUCCCGUCCUACCUUUGCUGAGCUAUUCACUUUUUGCUAUGUUUAUUUUUAGAGUUAAAUGUUCAAAUAAUUUUGGAUUUUUUUCGUAUUUAUGAAACAAGUGUUUAAAAAAAAAAGUAUUUUAAAGCAAACUCUCGGGACAGUUGUUUUGUAUAACUGUAAUAUAAGGGCCGUUAGUCUAAAGCUAAUAGCCGUCAGCAUAUUCACGGCUAAACAACUAACCUAGAUAUGGUUCGACUGCUCUGUUAGCUCUCAGUCAAGGCUGUUAGCCGUAGCAUGAAUUGAGUUUUUGCGUACAGUAUAAAGCACUGAGAAGCAGUGGGUUUCAAUUGAAUAUGACAAAGUUUGUUUGCUAGGAUACGUUUUCUUUUCUUUAACUUAAGUAAUUUAAAUUAUGCAUAUUUGGAGAGAGAAUAUUGAGUUGUAAGUUAUAAAGCCAUAAAUUAACUAAUGUAUUUGGAACUUGAUUCAUAGAGGGAAUAUUUUUGUAAUGCAUCUAUGUUCAAGUUGAUGAUGAAAUGAAUAUGUAAUUUAAGGAUAGUUUGAUUUUCUGUGCCUUAAGCUUAGUGGUUUAGCAGAACUAGAAUCUGAUAUAUGUUUUUUUUUUUCUUCAUCUACGUACACUUCAUUAUAGAGAAGCUCUGUUCAUAGGUAGCAGGUAGGCAAGCUAGUCUGAAUUAUUGCUUCAUUGCUCGGUACUUAAAGCUCUGGUUGCCUUGUAAUGUCUGUCUUCAAACCAAAGAGAUGGUUACAUAAAAAUGUAACCUUAAAAAAUGUUUGCUGAAUUAUAUUCUUCUUCUUUUUGUGUGUAUGCAGUGUGCUCAGAUGUUUCAGUCAGUGUUAACUAUGCUUCAUGAGAAAAUGAUGAUGAUCAAAGGGCUAUAACCGGAAUACCAAAGAUUCUGCAGGGGGUCUGCUGUGCACCCACCUGAAGGCUGAAUCAGUGUACUGGAACCUAGAAUGUACCUAAUGAAUGCCACACACAGUAAUGCACAGAGAAUGCUGCGUUUGCCUUUGGUAUGGUAUUACUCAGUGUAUUGGCAGCUAAAAGAAUUCCCAAAGAUAAUGUCAUGAUUUUUCAUAUGUGUGUUUGGAAUACAGCUUUUUCUGCUGGUUUGUUAGUUUUGGUACAAUCCUGGACAUUAUGGUUGCACAUAUGGUUGUUAUGUUCUUUAUGGAUUUGUUUUUGUUUAUUUUUUCAGUUAUGAUAGUAACAUUUGUAAUGGAAAUGUUUGACCCAUACAGUAAUUGGUUUAAAACCAAACAAUUAAAAAACUCAGGAUUUGAAUUUGAAUGGUUUCAGUUGACUAGACCUGGCAAGCUAAUAUGCUAACGCCAAAGGAAUCCACUAGUUUACAGGAACUGCAUGCCUUCUUCAUUAUUAGUUGGGACUAUGGUACUAGAGAAAAUGGCAUGUACACCUUUAAUACUUUUGGUCAGUAAUUAUUCACAGGUUUAAAAGUUGUGUUAAAUUUAACACAGUUUGUAUGGCUGUGGUAUGAGUUGUUCCAGACUUGGUUUCUGCAUGAUUUUCUUUUUUUCAUUAAUUAGGGGUUGUUACUCAACCCAUUCAAUGGUACUGUCUGUCAGGACAGCAGGAGUUAUCAUCCUCUUUUGAUUUGCCUCCCUAACCGCAGUGCCUUAUAACACACUACAGAAAAUGCAAAAAAUAAAUAAAUAAAUAAAUAAAAGGAUGAGAGAGCAUUUAGAAUACAGAGUGUAAGUGUAUCAAUUGCAAUGACUUGAGGCCUUGGAUGACGCAAACCAAAUCAAUUUUCCAGCAUUUUAGAACAGACUGUUCUCAGAAAAAUAGAUAAUGCAUUCAUUUCCACAGUCAGAUAAGACAAGCACUUAGCCAUUAUUACAGUUCAUAUGCACCAUCAUCACACCACUCAUCUUAAUGAAAUUAACUAUACUGGAAGUCCGCCGGAAUUACAGCCUAAUUUCACUUAUACAUGAAUAUGUAUUUUGAGUUAAAGUCUUCCUGUCUUAAAGGAUUAUUCCAGUAGCUUCGAAAUGCACAAUUUAUCUUUUUUACCAUCAUCUCUGGCGGCUUGUUUUCGGUUCAGAUCAGUUCACACAUAAUGAUGAUUACAUUAUCAGUGUAUGGACCCAGUGAACUGUUAGUGAGCAAAGCUUUACAUUUGUUUACAAAAUGUUUACAGUGUUGUGAGUGUAGGUUGUUAAUGUAUGAGGUAAAUAUUCCCCCGUCGUGCUCGUGCUUAUUAAUUUUCCUGAUUUAUAAACUAUUUUAUCUUCUUUGGUGAAAGAAGCAGAUUGAUGGGGGCCGUUUUGUAGCAUUUUUUUUCUCUGGAGCUUGCAUGCUUUUGCUUCACUUGCACAAAUGUGUUUUAUUUAUCGUGUUUCUGACCUCUGAGGUCUUUUCUCUUAUAUCAUUAUUGAACGAUGGCUUAAGGGAACAGUCGUCAUGACAACAGUGAAAGAAAUUGGCAUUUGGUAUGGUUGUACAUUGUUGUAAUUGUUUACUUUUAUAAGGGCAAUAAAAGACAUUUUGCAAUGAG
Molecule: messenger RNA, 4848 nt
Organism: Astyanax mexicanus (Mexican tetra)
Lineage: Eukaryota; Metazoa; Chordata; Actinopteri; Characiformes; Acestrorhamphidae
Gene: runx2b
Product: RUNX family transcription factor 2b
Exons: 7
Coding region: 809-2209 (466 amino acids)
Biological process (GO): regulation of cell differentiation; regulation of transcription by RNA polymerase II; hemopoiesis
Cellular component (GO): nucleus
Molecular function (GO): RNA polymerase II cis-regulatory region sequence-specific DNA binding; DNA-binding transcription factor activity, RNA polymerase II-specific; ATP binding
Source: RefSeq, a predicted model, not a curated record